This is a messenger RNA of Parastagonospora nodorum SN15, 3075 nucleotides long. RefSeq lists its product as hypothetical. Bases 1 to 3075 code for a protein of 1024 amino acids. The transcript has 3 exons. The record is from RefSeq and is a predicted model, not a curated record. Gene Ontology annotation, molecular function: metal ion binding. Lineage: Eukaryota; Fungi; Ascomycota; Dothideomycetes; Pleosporales; Phaeosphaeriaceae. Gene Ontology annotation, cellular component: mitochondrial matrix. Gene Ontology annotation, biological process: protein processing.
AUGCUCCGCUCCACCCGCAGCCAGUUCCGGAACUCGCGAGCUGCAAGGACAAAUGUGCUGCGCCCAGCACAGACCCUUCGACGAGGAUAUGCAGCAAUAACAGACGUCUCCAACUUUCCCAAGCCGGGCGAGAAGCUCCAUGGCUUCACCCUCCAGCGCGUCAAGCAGGUGCCGGAGCUGGAGUUGACGGCUCUGCAUCUGCAACACGACAAGACCGGUGCCGAGUAUCUGCACAUUGCCCGCGACGACGCCAACAAUGUCUUCUCCAUCGGCUUCAAGACCAACCCGCCAGAUGCGACGGGCGUGCCACACAUCUUGGAGCACACCACGUUAUGUGGCAGCGAGAGGUAUCCCAUUCGCGACCCCUUCUUCAAGAUGCUUCCACGUUCUCUCUCGAACUUCAUGAACGCCUGGACAUUCCCCGACCACACUGGCUACCCCUUCGCCACCACAAACGCCCAGGACUUCAAGAACCUCAUGUCCGUGUACCUCGAUGCGACGCUACAUCCAUUGCUGAAAGAGAACGAUUUCACGCAGGAGGGGUGGCGCAUUGGACCCGAGAACCCACUGGCAGCAGAAACAGACGACCCCAGCGCAAAGCGUCUGGUCUUCAAGGGUGUCGUAUACAACGAGAUGAAGGGCCAGAUGUCGGAUGCGAGCUAUCUAUUCUACACCAGGUUCCAGGAUGUCCUCUUUCCUGCCAUCAAUAACUCGGGAGGUGAUCCCCAGAAGAUCACUGACCUUACAUGGGAGCAGCUACGCAAGUUCCAUGCGGACCAUUACCACCCCAGCAACGCGAAAAUCCUGACAUACGGAGACAUGCCACUCACAGAUCACUUGAAAGAGGUCGACCUGCGGUUGAACGGGUUUGACAGGAUAAAGGUCGACCAAGAUGUUAAGGCACCCAUCACCCUAGAUGCGCCCAAGGAUAUCGUCGUGUCUGGCCCACUGGAUCCCUUAGUACCCAAAGAUAAGCAGUACAAGACAUCGGUCACCUGGUUGAUGGGCGACACGGCCGACGCUACAGAGAACUUUGCCCUGGGAGUCCUGAGUAGUCUACUCAUGAGUGGCUACGGGUCUCCUUUGUAUCGCAACCUAAUUGAGUCAGGGCUGGGCGCUGACUUCAGCGCGAAUACCGGUUACGACAGUGCAGGCAGACGUGGCGUGUUCUCGAUAGGACUCGACGCUGUCAAGGCUGACGACGUGCCCAAAGUUCGGGAAGCUAUUGCAAAGACCUUCCACGAGGUGCGCAAGAAUGGCUUUGACAAAAUUAAGGUGGACGGAAUUCUGCAUCAGCUUGAACUGUCCUUGAAGCACAAGACAGCCAACUUUGGCAUGGGUAUGAUACAGAGAUUGAAGCCCAGCUGGUUCAAUGGCAUCGAUCCUAUGGAAGCGCUGGCGUGGCAAGAGACUGUCGACGCAUUCCAAGCCAAGCAUGCCGAGGGGGACUAUCUCGAAAGCUUGAUUGAAAAGUACCUGUUCACGGAGAACACUUUGACUUUCACAAUGCAACCGUCAGAAACAUUCAGCCAGGAGCUAGUGGAAGAAGAGAACCAGAGACUAGCAUCUAAGAUUCUCGAGACAACGAAACAAUUUCCCAGCGAGGAGGAAGCGCAAAAAUACUUAGAGCAAAGAGAGCUCCAGUUGCUGGAAGUGCAGGAGAACGCAAGGAAUGAAGACUUGAGCUGUUUGCCAACAGUCCACGUCAAGGACAUCCCACGUGAAAAGGAAAGGAAACCGUUGCGCCAGACCAAUCUCGAUGGAGUCAAGGUGCAAUGGCGUGAAGCGCCCACUAAUGGCUUGACAUAUUUCCGCGCGGUGCACAAGCUGCAGGAUUUACCAGACGAGCUGAGGGAACUGAUUCCCUUGUACACUAGUGCCAUCAUGCGCCUAGGCACGAAGGAGAAGACGAUGGAGCAGCUCGAGGAGCUCAUUAAACUGAAGACUGGUGGCAUCUCUGUCGGAUAUCACUCCUCACAAUCGCCACUAUCGCUUGAGUCGUACGAGGAAGGCAUGGCCUUUUCGGGUUAUGCUUUUGACCGCAACAUCCCAGACAUGUAUGAGCUACUCCGGACCAUAAUACAAGAGACGGAUUUCGACGGACCGGAAGCGGAGAAGAAAAUCCGGGAGCUGCUCCAGAGUUCAGCCAGUGGCGCGAUCAACUCGAUAGCAGAGUCCGGCCACUCGUUCGCUAUGCGGUAUGCUGAAGCUGGUAUAAGUCCUGUGGGACGACUUACAGAGGAGACUGGCGGUCUGACACAAGUCAAGCUCACCAGCACUCUAUCAUCAUUGGAUUCGCUCAGCGAGGUGAUCCAGAAGCUCAAGGCCAUUCAGUCAUUCACCAUUGCCAACAGCAGCCAAAUGCGAGUAGCACUAAACUGCGGACCCGAAAGCGCAACGCCGAACCAAGACGCCUUACGCCAUUUCUUAACCAGUCUCCCCAGGUCGGUCGACGUCCCGAGCACAAAACAGCAGGCCCAAUAUCCCCGCAACGCGAAGUCUUUCUUCCCCCUUCCAUACCAGGUCUACUAUUCCGCCCGCGCCGUCCCCACGGUACCUUACACCGACCCGUCCUCCGCACCCCUCGAAAUCCUCGCCAAACUCCUCACCUUCAAGCAACUCCACCCUGAGAUCCGCGAGAAGGGCGGCGCAUACGGCGGCGGCGCAUACGCACGCGGUCUCGGCGGCCUCUUCGGCAUGUACUCGUACCGCGACCCGAACCCACAGAACUCAAUGAAAAUCAUGAGCGAAGCGGGUGCAUGGGCACGAGAGCGCGCCUGGACUGCCCAGGAUCUCGAAGAAGCCAAACUCAGCGCUUUCCAGGGCUACGACGCGCCUCAGAGCGUUUCGAGAGAGGGCAUGCGCCUCGAGCGUCGGGAGAGACUGCUCGACGUCACCGCCGAGCAAGUGAAAUCCGUGGCGGACGAGUUCCUCGUCAAGCGCGCGGGUGAAGCUAGUGUGGCUAUCCUUGGUGAGAAGAAGGAUUGGGCUAACGAGGCGAAUGGCUGGGAGUUUAGGGACUUGGGCAUGGCGGCGGAGAAGAUCGAAGAGGUUGCGCAGAUGCAGGAUGCUUGA